GAAUCUAAUAAGGGAGAGGCAUUGAUUUGGAGAGAGACGUACAUCGUAAGCAAGAGAAGGCGAGGAGACUCACAACUGCUCACUGCACUGGAACUUCACACUCCUCUCCGCCCAUUCAUAUCCCCAAAAUGUUCAACCCUCAAACUUCGCCACCGCCGCCGCCGCUGCCGCUCAUGACUCCGCCGGCAACCCCUCUCAACCAAGAAACGACGUCGUACAAGAAAAAUCGCAGAACCAGCGGAGUUCCCGUUCCCCUUCCUCACUCAGUGGAAGUGAUCGACGUUGACGAUUUCAUUCCCUCCGCCUUUUUCCAAGGCACGAUCAGGUCAAACGCGGUCUCCGUUGAGCGACACGACGCCGUUUUCAAAUCUGUCCACAUCAUCGACCUUUCCGACACCGAGGACGACGAUGAUUUACGUAUCCUCAAUUUCACUCCCGCGAACACCUCCUUUGGCAAACGGAAAAAGUUGAGGGGAGAAUCCUCCAGCGCAGCCCCCUUCGACUGCGAAAUCUGCGCUGAAACCAAAACCUCCAAGGAAGCCUUCUCCAUCAACGGCUGCUGCCACGUGUACUGCAACCACUGCAUCGCGCUCUAUGUCGAAUCCAAGCUCCAGGACAACGUCGUCAACAUAGGCUGCCCUGUGCCGCAGUGCAGGGGAUUACUGGAAGCCGAGGAUUGCCGUUCGAUUCUCGCCCCUGAGGUUUUUGAUCGGUGGGGUACAGCGCUGUGUGAGGCGGUGAUUUCUCUGGAGGAGAAGUUCUACUGUCCUUUUCCGGAUUGCUCUGUGUUGUUGAUUCGCGAGGGGAAAGAUGAGGAUAUCAGAGAAUCGAAUUGUCCUAACUGUAGGAGGCAGUUUUGUGCGCUGUGUAGGGUACCCUGGCACGAGGACCUACCCUGUGAGGAAUUUCAGAAACUGAACGCCGAUGAGCGGGGAAGAGAGGAUGUGAUGCUGAGGAACCUUGCCAAGCAAAUGAUGUGGAAGAGGUGUCCCAAUUGUGGGUUUUACGUCGCAAAAACCUCUGGCUGCAUGUACAUGAAAUGCAGGUGUGGGAGUGCCUUCUGUUACAACUGUGGGGUUCCUAACACAUCUAACCACCAUUAUUGCUCCUCCUGUAGAAAAUAAUAUUAUUAUGGCGGCAAGGAAGUUUCAUCUCAUGGAAGCUAAUCUAAACUCUUCUCUAUUACCUCUCACCUACUGACUUAAUUAUAUAUACAUUAAUAUUAUUAUGUACAGCUUAUUAUUAUUUAACUUUUUUCAAAUGUUAGAACACAAUUUCCAUAUGUUUCAUGUGACUUAAUGUCUGAGACCUAUGAAUCUUUGACAGCUCUAAGGUUCAUUUCCUUCUA
Vigna unguiculata (cowpea) is the source of this 1348-nucleotide messenger RNA. Its product is annotated as E3 ubiquitin-protein ligase RSL1-like. The record is from RefSeq and is a predicted model, not a curated record. NCBI's taxonomy places the organism in Eukaryota, Viridiplantae, Streptophyta, Magnoliopsida, Fabales, Fabaceae. Gene Ontology annotation, molecular function: ubiquitin-protein transferase activity; zinc ion binding. Gene Ontology annotation, biological process: protein ubiquitination.